UUUACAAAAGAGAAGAAAUUCUGUGCCAUCAUUGUGUUAAUUCUGUGCAUUUUGAAUUGUCAACGACUCGUUGCUAAGUAUAUAAUAGCUUCGUUUGAGCCUCUUCCAUUUUGUCGUCUUGAUGUUCCCCACAUAAAGAGGACGUUUGUGGAUGACAUCCUCGACUGUGGCUUCGAUUACCUCGAGAACAACUUCUGCAUUUCAUUCAACGUGGCUGGUUUUGCUGAUAGUACAGGAAAACUCUGGUGUGAGCUUCUAUCGUCCCAUUUCUACAAUAACACUGAAAAGCUCAUUGCAGAUAACCAUUUGCAUCACCCCAUGUUGAAGGUAGAAAACUAGUAAUAUUGGUGUAGGAUGGAUUCCGCUAACAAGAAAUAUCCAGAAUCAGAGCGUUCAUGAAUUAGGAAAGCAAGUAAUUUCUCGACCAAACGGCGCCCUACUGUUUUUCAUAAUAAUGAAAUCAUACUACGAAAAGGCUGAAAUUUCAUUUAGGAAUUUAUCAAAAUUUGAACUCGCGAGGCGGGAGUCCUGAAGUGUUUAUUCCUAAUGAUGAUAAAAAAAACAAAAACAUCAGUUAUUCGCUGCAAACACACAAAGUUUACGAGGAUGGAAACAGUUGAAAAAGAAAAUUUUAAUGUCAACAAAGGCACCUAUUCAUGAGAUUUAAUUUAAAAGGUUUAAUUCCAGAAUGAGGAUGCGUAUAAAAAUGGAAGCAGUUUUCUUAAAUAGGUUUUGUGUUCUUGCGGAUAAAAAGUCUGUAUCUAGAUAUACAUUGCCGUAAGGGUCUUUGGCAAAUCACUUUCCUUUCUUUCAUAAUUUACCUCUCUAAAUACACAAAAUAUAUUUUCUUUGUCUAAAGUUCCCUAACGAACCGUAUUUAAUUGCCCGGUUAAAAAGUUAUCCUUUGGUACCCUGUGUAGCUCGGAGAAAUGCCGGAGCAAGGAUCAAAAAAUAGAAAAACAAUAGUGAAGUAAUCAAAAAAGGUUAAGUUGAGGAUAGCUUGCAAAAAGUUCGUGACUCAUAUAAACUGACUCCUUUCUUCUUCCCCGACCAAUGAAUUGGCAUCAUACUCUAUUUGGUAGCUAGGUAUUUCUCGGGAAUAAAAGAAAACGGGUUACAAGUUCGAAUCUUAUCGAAUUCGUUGUUGAAAGUAGUAACUGAUGGGUUUGCUGAUACCCAUCAUCACUUUUCUACAUAAUUUAUUGGUGUUGAGAGGAAAAGUUCUGGCUCAAUCACCUCUGGAAAGUUCAAGGUUGAUACUCUGAAGACCGGCUUGAAAAAUAAUUGGCAGAAAAACAAUGCAUUCAUGACCUUAACGAUGUUUAUUCUCUAAGAAUCCUUGUACCGGACAAACUUGUUCCAGCCAUGGGAAAUGUUCACCGAUUUCAUUCAGAGACAGAAUCCAUAAAUGCAUUUGCUACCCGGGUUAUCGUGGCAGUGAUUGUGAAAUCGGUAGGUAACUUUUGAAGUUUUUCAUCGUACAGUUACUGCAAAAAUUUUUUUAUUCCAUGAUAAUGAUAACCACAAGUGAUCUUUAGGACAGAUCUUUGAUUUUUCUGACUGGUCAUAUUUCCUAUUGUGGAAACCAACUCACAUCCCAUCGGAGAAGGUACGUGAAAUAAAGUUCAGGGAUCAAAUGUGCCAAUGAAUUAUAGUAGGAUGCUUUCUAGGAGCUGUUCAUUUCAUAUUUUGUCAAAUGGACAUAGCUUGACAAAACUCUGACUGAGCAAAAGAUAGUGUGAUUCGAAAACAAAUUAUAGUGCUGAGAGCCAGUCAGAUUGCAAGGAUCAAUAAUGAUUUCAAAAUGGAUGUAAUAAAAAUUUUUUUUUCUGAAAAUGACAAAGUAUGACAAAAAACUGACAAUCUUAAUCUGAGUAAGAUGGCCUAGACAUUCGCUCUUCAGGACGUUAGUUGUAAGUUUCUUAACUUUGACUAAAAUGUGCAAACUUAUUUUCAGCGCCAGGAGAAUGUAUAAAUUACAGUGUACUGUGUCUGGCUGGUACAGAUUUCAAUCCAGUUCAUACACUAAAAUGCUGGACCAAUGUGUCAGUCCCCGCAAAUGCCUAACAGUCAUUACAGGUUUCUUAAACGGGCUGCACCCACUCAUCGAGGAUGGCAUUGUCGACAGGGAGGCAUGUUUCCAUGGUUAUUCUAAUUGCUGCUACAGAAAAGUUAAAAUUCAUGUGAGGAGAUGCGAUGGUUUUUAUGUUUACUACUUAAAUCCAUCACCUGCUGGAUCAUUUCGCCAUUGUGCGAUAUAG
This is a messenger RNA of Pocillopora meandrina, 2261 nucleotides long. NCBI's taxonomy places the organism in Eukaryota, Metazoa, Cnidaria, Anthozoa, Scleractinia, Pocilloporidae. The record is from the annotation of a GenBank genome assembly.